GCGCAUACGCGGAUUUUGACUUUCUAUCUAGCAGUAGUGACUGUCACGCGUAUUGUGUUUGAGUUUGGUUUGAAACGGCGAGGCCCGUGGUUAUCGUUGUCGGGGUCUUGAUGAAGAUGAAGCGAGUGAAGAAUGAAAUAAUUAAUGUACUUGACUCUUAUCUGAAACGACGCCGCUAUCAGGCCAACGACGUCUUCUGUAAUAACAAAAACGACCACUUGUUUUGUCAGAGCAGCGAUCAAAUGACAAUGAACGCAACCGCCGAGUGCGGCACUUCCCGCGACAAUUCGAUUAUUUUUAGUGCCAUUACCAUUGACAUUACUGCGGCGGAUCAAGCCUAUCAACGUUUGAAGAUAUGGAUGAAUGCUAUACUUAAUGAAAAGAUCAAAAUAGAGCUGCAAGGACUUUUGUAUCCAAUAUUUUGUCAUCUUUAUUUAGAAAUGCUGCACGCUGGCAAUAAAGAGGCUGCAAUUCAGUUUUUAAAAGCACAUCAAAAUGAAUUUAUCAGUGAUACUGAGAAAGAUUUUCUAGAGGAGUUAUCUGGUGUAUUUUCAGUACAAGACAUUGAACUGAGACCUUUGGUAAAUGCAUUUAGAACUAGAAAGUACAAAGUGGAUUUAUCAGAGCCAGCACAUAUCUGCCUACAGCGAUAUCUUUCCAAACAUGGACAUAUAAUAUUAAUGCAGAUUAUAAAUACGCAUGUCACGAUAAUCGGGAAGGCAGAUGGAUCUCAAAUGGAAGGAGAGGUACAUGAAGAGAAAGGUCAAAGAUACGAGGCAGGUAUUAAUGGCCAUGUAGAACAGCCAUCUGGCACUGGUGUAGAUCGUGAAAUGAGAGAAUUGCAAGAAGCUAUACGAUUAAUACGUGAUAAUGCUCAUCAACCAUUGAGGAUAUUCACAGUGAAAAAUGCUAUAGAAAACGCGAGUAGUGCUCUUAUUACUCCGAAAAUGGAUAGAUUAGCUGUAGGAUUUAGUACGGCUGAAAUACGUUUAUGGGGUAUAAGUGAAACGGUCUUACUUAAACCGAAACAUAAAAACAUACAUAUACCACUUGCCUGUGAUGUACUUUCACCUCGUAACUGCAACGAGCAAGAAAAUGCAAUAAAGAGCGAAGCAGGAGCGAUAAUAUUAAGAGGGCACACGGACGUGGUGCAUGAUUUAAGAUUUAUUCCGGAAUCGGAGAUUCUUCUGUCUGUAUCGAGUGACAAGGAUAUGAGAGCAUGGAGGCUCAAUGAUUACUCUUGCGCAACGAUAUAUAGCGGCCAUAGUUACCCAAUAUGGUGCAUGGAUACCAGUGUGUUCAAUUUGUACACCGCUACAGGUUCACAUGAUAGAACUGCCAAAUUGUGGUCAUUGGAUAGAACAUUUCCACUGAGAAUAUUUGCCGGUCAUUUUUUAGAUGUCAAUUGCGUAAAGUUUCAUCCAAACGCCCGAUAUUUAGCAACAGGUUCUGCCGACAAAACCGUAAGAUUAUGGUCCAAAGACGACGGCAAUUUAUUGCGCGUGUAUGUUGGAGCACAGUCGACCAUUUACAGUUUAGCAUUUAGUCCAGACGGCAAAUAUCUGGCUGCUGCCGGUGACGACAAGUCUAUAUCAAUAUGGGAUUUAGCAACCAAUGCAGUGCUAACCGAACUGAAAGGUCAUAAAGAUACAGUUAUGCAUGUAGACUGGAGUUUGGAUGGCCAAUACAUCGCCAGCGCAAGCAUAGAUGGAAUUGUACGACUAUGGCCUACUCAGGACUUCAUCAAUACUUUGAAUGGCGGAUCAUCAAGCUCGAUGCCACAAUCUGAGGCGCCACAAAUAUACUCGACAUGUUGCUCAAGCAUUCUUUCGUUAAAUUAUUACAAAAAAAACAAUUCGUUAAUUUGUAUCGGCACAGCAUAGGAUUUUUAUUAUUUAUUGUUUUUAUUUAGACUAAAAUAUACCUUUAAGUUCAAUCGAUCUUAAUUGUUUUACCAUUGUACAAUUUUGUCACUCACAAGCUUUUAUAUUAUUUAUGAAAGAAAAAGGCACCACACACACCAUGUCAGUGUAUCAUAUGUAAUGUUAGAUUUAUUUUCAUUGUACCUUAUUAAUUAUAUGUAAAGCCUUUUUCACGGGUUUGUAUAUGAGAGUCGUAAGUUUUCAUUUUUCCAAUCUUUCAGAAGGAAGGAAUAUAGUCUUGUGCCUGUGGCAUAUUGUUCAUGUAAUACCGUGAACAAGGCUCGAUAUAUUUGGAUUCUAUAUAUAUAUAUAAAAUCCAAUAUUUAAUUUAAAUAAUUUGAAAUAUAUAAAACGGUAUAUAGAAAAUGUUUCAAAAUUAAUGUUAAAUAUUCUCCCAGGAUUUACCCUGCUUAUUAGAACAAUGAAAGAAAUUACAUAAACAUC
Harpegnathos saltator (Jerdon's jumping ant) is the source of this 2366-nucleotide messenger RNA. RefSeq names its product will decrease acetylation (gene wda). The transcript is spliced from 10 exons. NCBI's taxonomy places the organism in Eukaryota, Metazoa, Arthropoda, Insecta, Hymenoptera, Formicidae. Gene Ontology annotation, molecular function: protein binding. The record is from RefSeq and is a predicted model, not a curated record. Bases 111 to 1883 code for a protein of 590 amino acids.